This is a messenger RNA of Penicillium salamii, 2178 nucleotides long. The record is from the annotation of a GenBank genome assembly. NCBI's taxonomy places the organism in Eukaryota, Fungi, Ascomycota, Eurotiomycetes, Eurotiales, Aspergillaceae.
AUGCAGAUCCGAUGCGAUAAGCGCACGCCAUGCUCGAACUGUCGUAGUUCCAGCAUCGCUUGUCGAUCCACCGACAGCCAGAAACCCGCAGAGCCUCGGCGGCGAGUCCUCAUUUCUAAUCAAUACGAGAAAAAGAUUGAUUUAAUUGAAGAGCGUCUGACCGGUAUUGAAAAGACUCUCAAAGAGUUGGCAAUAAAUACAUCUGCUUCAAGACCUGCGUCGCAAUUCACCCCUCCGCAGUUCAUCUCUUCGCCUCAAUAUUCAAACCAACCCCAGGCACCAUCAACACAGAGCGUGGCAAAACCAAAGGCACCGUUUUAUAAAACGAACGCAACAAUUGAACAGCAUGAUUCAAGCUCUGCAUUUGAAGGAAGCUCAUCCCUCAGCGCUCAUGGAGCCUACGCAAGCGCGUUUCUGGAAUCGGCCGUCUCCAAAAGCUCGCCCCAGGUGUUAUCCAGCCCGAAAAUUAAUGCGGCGCUUUCCUCGCUCAAGCAGAUCGUUGGAAUUCAAAAUCAACGACGAGAAGCUGAUCCGCGAGGGGCUCGACUGCCUACUAAAAGCACACGGAUGGGCGUCAAAUGUGACAUCCGUCAUCUUGACAUGCCACCUUUGCAAUUGGUAUUACAAGUCCUGCGAUAUAUCAAAGGUGUGAUUCCCAGACUUCAAAAUGACUUGGCGUUUGUUGUUCUGACUUUCCUAGAAUACCAAUCUUCCUGCUUUGGCGGUUACAUGCCUUUUCUCGCAGUAGAUUACUUCAUCGAAAAAUGCCGUGAAGUGUAUUUCUGCGCGGAAGACUAUUCCGAUGCUGCAUUUAUCAUAACUAAUUUCUGCCUUUACAGCGUAUUUUAUGAACUGAGUGUGACAAAAACUGCUGGUCCCAUCGGGGAGGAGUGUGAUGGACACAUUGAGACCUGCCGCAACAACCUUGAAGCUGCACUUGCCAAUCUUAAUAUCUUGAUGCCUGCAAACCAGGAAUCGAUCAUGGCAUUGGCUGUAGGGGCUAUGCAUGCGAUCGAGAUCUCCAAACCAUCAGUGGGUUGGAACCUAGCUUCCACGGGCAUGCAUCUGUGUCAGACGCUGGGGUACCAUCGCUUGAGCUCCAUGGAAAAUGAUCCUGAGCCAGUCCAACGUAAAAAGCAACUCCUUUUCUGGUCGGUCUACACCAUUCUGAACAUGAUGUCGCUACGUUUGGGGCGUGCUUGUCCCAUUCAGAAUUAUGAUAUCAGCCUACCCGUGCCACUUCCGGAGGCCCUUGAUGUGCCUGCGCCAUGGGACCUUGUCUGCGUGCUCUGGACCAGAUCCGCUAUCAUCCAGAGCAAAGUCUACCAAUACUUAUAUAGUCCGGAGGCAUUGCAACAGCCGGAAGGUCAUCGGGUCGCGCAUGCGCAGCGAUUGGCCGCUGAGAUGAAAUCGAGCGUCGUGGAACCAUUUGAGGUAUUCAUGUCGUCAAAUUUGAACAUCUCGGAAAUGGACCUCAUGUAUCUUGCAACAGACAAGGUCAGCAGGCUAUCAAUUCUCACAUUGAUAUACCGAGCGAUUCCCGCUUCGCCGACAUCUGGCUCUACCGCCACUUUUAUACCAGAGUGUAUCGAGACAGCCCGUGAAGCCUUAGAAGCCCACCGGAAAUGUGGCGCUGCCCUGAGAGAAACUGAUGACUUCAUGAAAACCUCCUACAUGCAUUGGGCCAUUCUCCUCUCCCCUUUUGUCCCCUUCAUCGUCAUUUUCUGCAAUGUAAUCACCACCUCCAACCGAGAAGAUCUCGCCCGUCUCGACGAGUUCAUUGCCUCUCUCGAGCCCCUCAGCUCAUUCUCUCAAUCCAUCGAUCGCCUCCACAGCCUCUGCUCUGUGCUUGGCACCGUCGCCCGCCUAUAUUUCGAGGCCAACAGCCGACCCCAAACCGAUACCGAUGAGAAUUUCAUCCAAGUCGGCCAGGAGUUUGAUGCUUACCUGGGUGCGCUGGGACUGCCCAGCAACUUCAUGGGCAAUACCCAGCUGGGGUCGGGGUUAUUCCAACCGGAUGCCCCCUCCGUGCAUGUUAGUUCUGACCCGUCGCCUGUGUCUGGGUUCCCAGCUGAAACGCAGGACUCGGGAGCUGCGCAGUUAGGGAACUGGUUCUGGGGGAAUCAGUAUAUGAUGGGUCUACUGGAGGAGGAUCUAUCCCAGUUCAGCGCUGGUUGA